This is a messenger RNA of Aspergillus saccharolyticus JOP 1030-1, 866 nucleotides long. RefSeq lists its product as uncharacterized. The transcript is spliced from 2 exons. Lineage: Eukaryota; Fungi; Ascomycota; Eurotiomycetes; Eurotiales; Aspergillaceae. The record is from RefSeq and is a predicted model, not a curated record. The coding region runs from base 87 to 404 and encodes 105 amino acids.
AUCUCCUUUCAACCACACACUUGGAUUGUCUAUUAUACAAUUCAGUCUUGAGUUUCAUUAUAUCGCAUGAAAAGAUCAGUCAAACCAUGUCUUGCUCAAAAGACGAAGGUUCCUCGAAGAUCUUCCCAUCCCUGAAACACUCUCCAUCGGGAAAUGGCUUCUCCCACCUUGCUACCGACGGAGUCUACCGCAGUUUCAGCUCGAGUGGCGAGGUAGUAGAUUACAAGCAAUUAAGCCCCGCAGAAAUCUCCAAAAUGCUGGAGUUCUUCGAAAAACAUAUGAACUCGGAGAAGUUUCAGGAGGCUAAGAAGAAAUUUGACGGUGUGGAUGGCAGAGACGUGACUGAUCUGGAGCAACUGCUUCAUCCAGGACCGGAAGUCUGUCCAAUGAAAUUUAAAGAGUGAAAGACGACACAGUCUCGCGGACUUCUAUCUGCCUGUCUCGCCCUUGUGGAGAGCAUGGGGAAUGGGUGAGCACUAGUAUGUAAACUAUCGAGGCUGCAGCAAGAGUCGUCAGCAAGUUUUCUGCUCUGUUCACCUUUAUUGGCAGUAAUUCUACCUUUCUACUGGUUGAUUUGACGGAUCUGUGCUCAGACGCACUCUUCUUUGUCAACGACUGACAUAACCGCCCCCACCGGGCCGGAGGUCAGCAUUACAGUAGUUAUCCUCUGUGGACGAAAUGGUCGAAUAAUGACUCAGCAUUCGUAAAUCAGCUGUGGCUUGAGCCCAUUGGCGCUUCGUCAACCUUAAUCAGGCUUUCCUACUCAGCGUGGCAAGGCUGGCGGUCACAAAUCAAUCAGUACAGUUAAUGAUAGAGACAAGCUUGAGAAGAAUAUUGAUCCUAGCUACCGAGUAGGAACUAUUUAC